AUGACACAAAUGAAAGUUGUUCGCAUCGUCAAUGCCGGCGACAAAGUUACCGCCGAACUUCGUAAUGAACCUCUCCUAACUCCAGGUCCCCGCGAUGUCCUGAUUAAGGUCUACGCUGCUUCGCUCAACUACCGCGACACGGCCCUUUUGAGGGGCGAAUAUCGUGCGCCGACCAAGGAAAACGGAAUUCCUGUGUCCGAUGGUGCUGGAGAGGCUAUUGCUGUCGGAAAAGAUGUUGCACGGAUCACCAAGGGCGACCGCGUCGCUGUCGGUUGUGCUGCAAACUGGAUUGCUGGCCCAUAUACUCCGGAAUAUCGGUCAAGCAGCGUCGGCUUCACUGUCGAUGGGCUGUUAGCUGAAUACGUGAUUUUCAACGAAGACGCACUUGUCCGCAUUCCAGACUAUAUGUCCUACGUCGAAGCUGCCUCCCUUCCUUGCGCAGCUGUUACCGCCUGGACAGCCCUCAACAAAGUUGAACCCCUUCAGCCGGGCCACACCGUGUUGGUCCAAGGCACAGGGGGUGUUUCACUCUUUGCGUUGCAAUUCGCGAAAAUCUUCGGCGCUCGUGUCCUUGCAAUCACCUCCUCGUAUGGGAAGGCUGCUAAGCUCAAGGAGCUUGGGGCCGAUGCCGUUGUGAAUUAUAGCACCACCCCUGAUUGGGAUCAGGAGAUCCUUACUCUGACCGGUGGAAAGGGUGUUGACAAGGUGCUCGAUAUUGCCGGAGAGAAGACUAUCGUGAAGUCUGCAGCAUCGACCAAGAUCACUGGAGCCAUCAUCUUGAUUGGAUUUGCAAGCGGUUUCGGCGGUGGCCUUCCGCCAAUCGAUGUCCUCGUUCGAUCCCUCACAGUAACCGGAUCUACUGUUGGUUCGCGGAUCGAUUUCGAAGCUAUGCUUCAGGCCAUGGAAAGGCACCAAGUCAGACCUAUUAUCGAUCAGGUCUAUCCAUUCGCAGAAUUCCGUGAGGCGUAUAAAAAGCUCGAGGGUGGACAACAAGUCGGCAAAGUCGUUAUUGAGAUCGCCAAAUAA
Penicillium brevicompactum is the source of this 1026-nucleotide messenger RNA. RefSeq names its product zinc-dependent alcohol dehydrogenase family protein. The transcript has a single exon. The record is from RefSeq and is a predicted model, not a curated record. Lineage: Eukaryota; Fungi; Ascomycota; Eurotiomycetes; Eurotiales; Aspergillaceae. The coding region runs from base 1 to 1026 and encodes 341 amino acids. Gene Ontology annotation, molecular function: oxidoreductase activity.